Messenger RNA from Aphidius gifuensis, 1511 nucleotides. RefSeq lists its product as uncharacterized. The record is from RefSeq and is a predicted model, not a curated record. Bases 194 to 1015 code for a protein of 273 amino acids. NCBI's taxonomy places the organism in Eukaryota, Metazoa, Arthropoda, Insecta, Hymenoptera, Braconidae. The transcript has 5 exons.
UCGCGUGGUCACUCGAAAUGUUGGUAGACUCCUGAAAAAAAAAAAAAAAAAUGGUUGCCUCUGAAAAAUAAUCAUUAAAUAAGUUAGAUAAAAUUGAUCGCAAUAUUAUAGCGAACAAUAAUUAGGAUAUAAAUAAUAGUUAAUUUUAUAAUCGUUAUAUUAACAAGUGUUUAAUUUUUGAUAAUUGUUUAUAAUGUCUCUUUGUAUCAGAGCAGUACCAAGCAAGUUGUCAUCACUCGUGGGUACAAGAAACCAGGUGAUGCAAUUUAAUCGCCGGCUAACAAAACACAUCAAAAAAUCAUCAUCAUUAUUACAAAAGUAUGAUAAAUUGAAUUUUGCCAAUUUAAAAAUUAAUGAUGGAUCAUCAGGUAUAUUACAAAAUACAUUGUCAUUUGGUAUUAAUAGACUUGCUGUAAGAUCAUAUUCAGUACCAGUUGGUAAAGAAAAAGAAAAUGUACAAGCAAAUGUUCAAGAUAAAUUUGUAAGUGAUAAUAAAAAUGAUGAUAAUCGUACUGGACCAACAAAAGAACAGCUGCAACAUGUUUAUGAUGUAUUAAGUGAUGAUCUACCAAAAUUUUUUGCUGCAUCAAUUGAUUAUCGUAUUUAUCAUCGUGAUGUUGAAUUUAUAAAUAAUGUCAGAGGAGUAUCAUCAAAGGGUCUAAAUGGAUAUAUUAAACAAGUACUUUGGAUCAGAUCAUUGGGGCAUUUGAUGUAUGCAUAUGUUAAAUUUGAUGUAUUUAAAAUAACAAUGCAUCCUGAGGACAAUACUGUUAAGGUCAGAUGGCGUGUUAGAGGUCUUUCUGGAUUUAAAGUUGUUACUAAUAUUUGGAAAUUUAAAAUAACAAAAGUCAAUGAAAGUAUCAGUGAACUUGAAACAUGGUAUGAUGGUUUUUCAACAUAUUAUGUUGGAAAAGAUGGUCUUGUUUAUAAACAUGUUGCUGAUAAAAUGAUGCCAGAUGAAGAGAGAGAAAGUGAAAAAGAUAAAACUGGAAUUGCUGCAAAAUUAACAGCAUGAGUUUGGUAAAUCUUGUUAGGAUUUUUUUGUUGUAUCAUCGUGAUGAUAUUUAUUUGUCAUUCCUCAAAACAUUAAAUUAAAAUCCUGAAUAAUCAUCACCAAAAAAAAAAAAAAAUAAGAGAUAUGCAAGAGCAAAGAGCAGAAUAAACAAAAAAAAUAAACAAAAAUUUUUCAUUUAGCUAAUUAAAAGAUGAAAAAUUUUUUAUAAAUUAUUUCUCAUUAUUUUUUUUAUUUUUUUUGCUGCAAGCAACUGAAAAUAUUAAUUUAAAAGUUAGUUUAUUUAAAUAAUGAGAAAAUAAUUUAUUUAACAAUCAUUUAAUAAUAAACUAAUUAUUAUUAUUAAAUAUAUUGUUUAUUUUUUGUUUCUCACUUGAAGUAUGUUUAAAAAAUAAAUUAAUUAAAAAUCAUUGUAAUAAUAAAAAAAUAUCAACGAAUUAAAAAAAAAACAACAUUGUUGUAUUAUUAAAUUAAUUUAUUAAUUAUAAAAUUUUGAAAA